UUCUAAUACUCGUUCAGUAUACUUUCAUCCGUGGCCUCGCGCGGAAACAAAGAAAAAUGAUUUUAUUGUGUUUGUUCAUAGUUCUUAUCAGCCAUAUAUGUGUCAGUGAAAGUGGAUUUUGUGGUGAUGACCUGCGCACUUGUGUGUGUCGCUAUAAUAACAAGGAAAAUGAAGACUUUUUAGCGCUAGAUAUCGACUGCUCCUAUAGUGAAAUAUCUCUGAAUGCAAGCCAUGAACUGCCCAAGGCAGUGAGGACCUUAGAUUUAUCAUCAAGCAAACUCACUCACAUAACAGAAUCGAACUUAUUCAAGUCGACAUCUCUGCAGGUGUUAUAUCUGGAUAAAAAUGAUAUCAUAAGCAUAGACAUACAUGCACUACAGUUACCGGCACUGAAAAUACUGGAUCUGAGCAAUAACAAACUAGAAUUCUUAGAUCCUGAGGUUUUCCAGCGAACAAAGCAAUUAGAUUAUUUAAAUUUGGCGUCAAACGCCUUCAAAACGUUCUCGCUAAUGAAUUUCCAUCACUUGUCCGCUUUGAAAGAGAUUGUUCUGGACGACAACUCAAUAGGCACACAUUUGCAACAAGUUAAUUUAUUCCAACACGACGGAUUAGCUCUGACUACAAAGAUCAAGAAUAUAAGUAUUAAAGGAAUAAGUAUGGAUUACUUUCCUGAAAACUUCUUGCUCGAUGCCUACGAUUUGAGACGCCUCAGUGUUGCCAACAACAAUAUAUCUGUCAUCCCAGAGUUGCCAUUCACUCUGGAAUAUCUCGAUCUUUCUGAUAAUCCUAUAACAGAUAUUGAUGCAGAAGAUUUCUCCGAAUUGCCAGCUUUGAAAGAGUUAAGGUUAAAUAAUUUGCUAAUAAAAGAAGUCAAAGAAUACGUCUUCGCAUCAAUGAAGAACCUUGUCAAACUGGAACUACAAAACAAUAGAAUGUUGUCUAACUUUAGUUCUCUGGCAUUUGGGAACGAAGUCUUAGACGACCCUACGUACUUGACAUUAGAGUCAUUAUCGCUUAGAAGUUGCAGAUUAUGGACGUUGUCUAAAGAGUUGGAGGUACCGUUUGGGCAGUUAACGAAGCUGGAUUUGCAAGGAAACCCGUGGAAAUGCGACUGCAAUCUGCUCUGGAUGAAGGAAUUACAGCUACCAGAAGAUGAUAUUGAACAUUUUCGAUGCAACACCCCGCGAGCAUUCUACAACGCAAAGAUAUCAGAGCUCAAUGCGAAAUACUUCGUAUGCCGGCGACUUAAGAGUCAAGAUGCUGGGAUCAUCGCCGCUAUAGCGUUUAUAACUAUUUUGACGAGUAUAGCUCUAUGGUUAUUCUUUUGUUUACCUCGGUACCAGAAAAGAAGUGACUAUUUAAUGAAGAAUAUUAACUACCCUUCCACUGUUUAUAGCAUUCUGCCUCUUACUCAAGAAAUAACUCAGGAUAGGUGAAAGCGAAUAAGUAAAUGGGUUGUAAAUUGAAUAAGGUCAUUUUGACCGUUAUGUAUGAUUAUGACAUGACACAAUCAAACAAAAAAAAUUAAUUGAUUCGAUUCGUGAUAUAUUAUGUACUUGGUACUUUCAGAUAUAAACAUGAACAAAUUUAAUGUUAAUUUAAUAAGAUAAUAAGAACUAAGUCGAUGGUUAUGCGAUCGUGAUAUAUUAUGUUGUAACUUAUUCAAUGAAUAAAAGACAAUGGUAAAAUUUUAAAUGUAUAUUCAAAAGUACAAAUGUGUACAGAUUGUUUUACAAUGAUAUUGUGCAUUCAGAUCAUUCAUUCACUAACCACGCAACUUUGUGCUAGAGAUUCAUUUACAUAAUUAUUAUACAUAAAUUUAAAUACAUAGGUACUAUACGGUCUUUCUACUAACUUGGCUAGAACAAAUUACGUAAUAUUAUUCCAAUUACUUUUAGGAGACAUGUAGCCCAGUAAAUAAAUCGACUAGAUGGAUUUCAUUUUCGAAAACAUUUUUUUUUUCUAAGGAUCAUUGAAAUGUAAUAAUGAUGUUAUAGAUACAAGUUCUUCAGCGAUCUAGCCAAGUUCAGAAUAGUAAGACAAGGAUUUCU
Plutella xylostella (diamondback moth) is the source of this 2051-nucleotide messenger RNA. RefSeq names its product leucine-rich repeat transmembrane protein FLRT1. The record is from RefSeq and is a predicted model, not a curated record. Gene Ontology annotation, molecular function: protein binding. NCBI's taxonomy places the organism in Eukaryota, Metazoa, Arthropoda, Insecta, Lepidoptera, Plutellidae.